Perca flavescens (yellow perch) is the source of this 585-nucleotide messenger RNA. RefSeq names its product trace amine-associated receptor 13c-like. Gene Ontology annotation, biological process: G protein-coupled receptor signaling pathway. The annotation marks the transcript as partial. Gene Ontology annotation, molecular function: trace-amine receptor activity. The record is from RefSeq and is a predicted model, not a curated record. NCBI's taxonomy places the organism in Eukaryota, Metazoa, Chordata, Actinopteri, Perciformes, Percidae. Gene Ontology annotation, cellular component: membrane. The transcript is spliced from 3 exons.
AUGGAGGUUGAGGUCGGAGCCGAGCUCUGCUUUCCACAGUUCCCAAACACCUCCUGCAUAAAGCCCUUGUCUCCUUGGCCCCAAACACUUACCAUUGUGUUCUACUCCAUCUCUCUGAUCACUGUGGCUCUCAACCUGCUCAUCAUCCUCUCAAUCUCCCACUUCAGGCAGCUCCACACACCCACCAACAUCCUCCUCCUCUCUCUGGCUGUCUCAGACCUUCUAGUGGGCCUUGUGCUGAUGCCUGUAGAAGUUCUCCGAAAAACAUCCUGCUGGUUUCUUGUUACUGUCAUCAUAGCUCUGUAUCUGAGAGUAUUUGCCGUGGCUGUGUCUCAGGCUCGUGCCAUGCGCUCUCACAUUACAGCGGUCACGCUCCAGCUUUCAGUGACUCCAAAGGCAAAGAAAUCUGAGCUGAAAGCAGCCAGGACUCUUGGUGUUCUUGUACUUGUGUUUCUAAUAUGUUUCUGCCCAUAUUACUGUUUCUUUAUAAUCCAUCUGUUCUAUUUAAACUCUUGUCUAAACCCUGUGAUCUAUGCCUUGUUUUAUCCCUGGUUUAGAAAAGCAGUUAAACUCAUUGUAACUCUU